AUGGUGGAGACGAAUUUUGUUUCAUCGGCAUUUGAAGAGCUGAUAGAUACACACAUUAGAGACCACAAAGUUGCAGUUAGACAGAGAUCCAAGGCUAGCAUUCACAUAUCAGUUUUUGAUUUGGAGGAGAUCAUUGAUAAGUCAGGAGAUAUCAAAUUGAUUCCUGAUAUUUAUCAAGAUUAUAACAUUUCUGUUUUUGGGUCUACAGAUUUUGAUGGUGAUGACAAAAUGAAGAACCAUGCAGAAUUUCAUAUUUUCUCUACACUAGAGUUUGAUGUCUACAGCUUUGGCAUGGUGGUUCUUGAAGUUGUUUGUGGACGACGAUCAAGAGGUAUGAUGGAAGAAAACAGUCUUGUGGAUCACGUCUGGACUACACACGAAAAGAACGAAUUAUUUACAUGUGUGGAUCCAACUCUUGAAGGCAAAUUCGACGAAGAAGAAGUAAGGAGGAGUAUACUAGUUGGACUGGCAUGUAUGCAUCCAGACAGAAGGCAUAGGCCUAGAAUGAGGAAAGUGGUUCAAAUCUUCAUGAACCCUGAUGAGCCAUUGAUUAAAAUUGCAGUUUCUAGGCCAACUGCUGUAAGUUUGCCAUUGCAUUCUUCUCGUUCGGAUUCAAUUGCAAGUGAAUUUAGCUCUAACAAAGCCCCUGCUGAAGGAAAAGGUUCCAUGGACUCCUUUCCGGAUGAGAUGACAGUCGUAUUUGAUGAUCGAUGA
Molecule: messenger RNA, 714 nt
Organism: Coffea eugenioides
Lineage: Eukaryota; Viridiplantae; Streptophyta; Magnoliopsida; Gentianales; Rubiaceae
Product: L-type lectin-domain containing receptor kinase VIII.1-like
Exons: 3
Coding region: 1-714 (237 amino acids)
Source: RefSeq, a predicted model, not a curated record